AUGCCUAAACGAAAAGCCAUUACGAGCCUUUCUGGAUUGGCUGGAUCUGACGACGAAGAUGUAAUGCAAACCGGUACAGAUCACGCUCAAAACCACGAUGAGCGCCCAACGAAGAGGACGCGAGGGAGACCUCGAUCGAAGUCAGCGGAAAUAAAACCAAUUGCUGAAACUGCGGCUCCGAAGCCCCAGGCGACGGAACCUGUUACGAGAAGAGGGACAAGGAGGGGCCGCCCAAAGGGAAGCAGAAAUUCUGGCCAGAUGGCGCAGGAUGCGACGGAAAACCAGGAAACAUCUGCGCGCGUUGACAACGAUGCCGUCCCACAAAAAGCGGCUGGCGAUGAUGAGACCGAAGCGCCUCAAAAUACUGCGCAGACGUCAAAAUCCACGAGAGCUACAAAAGGCGCACCUACUCGAGGUAGGAGGAAGGCUAGUGUGCAGAAAGAAGUCGAGACCGAUGGCGAAUUCCAGUAUACCCCAACGGGCGGGCGACAGCAAAAGGCCGUCGUGAAAACCGAGAAGCCUGAGAAAAAGCCCGAGCCUACAGGGCGGAGACGGCCAAAGUCCGUGACCGCGCCGAGUGAAGACAUUCCAGAGGCCGAGCCGGCUGUGCAGGAGAUUGUCGAGGAAACAAUCAUCCAGGAGGAAGCCCCAGAACCCGUUUCUGUGUCCCCUACGAAGCGAAGGCAAUCUUCUCUGCGGACAUCACAGGGUUCGCCGUUGAAGAGGAUAUCUGAAGGUGAAAAUGAAAAAGCUGGCAGCGAGCCCGAGCUGCGGCGCAGACUCGGUGACCUCACCAAGAAACACGAUACUCUAGAGAAUCGUUACCGUAACCUGAGAGACAUUGGUAUUGUCGAGGCGAACGCUAACAUGGAGAAGCUGAAGAAGCAGUGCGAAAGAAUGACAACUGCCUCGAACAACUUAGUGAGCUCCUUGAAAGCCGAACUGGAGGCUCAGAAGGCUUUAGGCCAGAAAAGCCGCUCCCUUCAGAAGGGGCUACACGAGCGAGAGGCAGAAGUAGAUCAGUUGAAGUCUGACGCUGAGCAGUCGGCCAGCCAACUCGCCGCCGCGCAGACCGAAGUUAAAGCGCUGCAGACUAAGCUUGCUGCUGCCCGGAACACGACUGCGACGCUUGAACAGGCGGCGGUGAAGGCUCCUGGUAGUGCCAUCAAGGGCGGUGGUGCCAACCGAGCGACUGCGGCGGCCUCGGCCGAAGCUGCGCACGCGGCACAAUUUGCGCAGCUGAAGGAGGAUCUUUAUAGCGAUCUAACUGGUCUUAUCAUCCGCGAUGUGAAGAAGCGGGAAGAAGACAGUCUAUAUGACUGUAUUCAGACGGGUGGCAAUGGGACGCUUCAUUUCAAGCUUGUUGUUCCUCAUGCAACGUCGGCAGACUUCGAGACCGCGGAGUUCCAGUACAUCCCUCUUUUGGAUGAGAGCCGAGACCGGGAUCUGGUUGCCAUUCUUCCCGAAUAUCUUACUGUGGAUAUCACUUUUGUCCGUCAACAGGCCUCCAAGUUUUAUACACGCGUUAUCGACGUACUCACAAGGCGACGGGCAAGCCAGGGCAACUGA
Molecule: messenger RNA, 1569 nt
Organism: Aspergillus puulaauensis
Lineage: Eukaryota; Fungi; Ascomycota; Eurotiomycetes; Eurotiales; Aspergillaceae
Product: putative chromosome segregation protein (Pcs1)
Exons: 3
Coding region: 1-1569 (522 amino acids)
Biological process (GO): meiotic sister chromatid segregation; homologous chromosome segregation; attachment of mitotic spindle microtubules to kinetochore
Cellular component (GO): chromosome, centromeric core domain; mitotic spindle; monopolin complex
Molecular function (GO): microtubule site clamp; protein binding
Source: RefSeq, a predicted model, not a curated record